Molecule: messenger RNA, 2130 nt
Organism: Closterium sp. Naga37s-1
Lineage: Eukaryota; Viridiplantae; Streptophyta; Zygnematophyceae; Desmidiales; Closteriaceae
Source: the annotation of a GenBank genome assembly
AUGGAGCCGGGCGAGCUGCCGGCGGAUCUGACCGUCGCACACGCGGACCGCGUCGACGUGGUUGUCGACGACGCGCCGGACCGCGCACCCGCUGACGUGGCGGCGAGGGAGCGCGAGUGGAGCGGCGAGGGCGGGCGGCGCGCGUGCGGCGAUAGGGCGAGCGGCGAUCGCGCGUUCCAGUGGCUGCUGGCGCCCGUGUCGCCCGCGCGGUUCUACGAGCAGUGGUGGGAGCGCCGCGUGGGCCUCGUGCUUCGCCCGCUCAGCAGGUUGGAGUACUACGGGGGGUGGUUCGGGCGUGCUGACGUGGACAAGCUAUUGAGGGCGGGCGUGCUGCGCUAUGGCACCAACAUCGAUGUCGUGCGGUACAGUGCGGUGCACGGCGGUGCACGGGAGACGCUUAAUGGGGAGGGCGUGGCAGACGCGGAGAGGGUGUGGGCGUUGUUCGAGAGCGGGUGCUCGCUGCGAGUGCUGCACCCGCAGCUGUGGAGCGACCACCUGUGGCUGCUGCUGGGCGCGCUGGAGCACCACUGGCAGGGCAACGUGGUUGCGCACGUGACCAUGUGUGCAGGCCAUCAUGUCGCACUCUGUCAAGUCGCAGCAUGCACACCAGUGCGCCCACUGCCACGGGCGCCCACUGCCGCGGGUGGCUACUCUUUCAUGCCGCAGCUCACCUGCUUCCUCGCAGUUACCUCGCUGCAACCAACCACCGCACCACUCGCCCACUCCCAUCCCAUCUCUCACCACCCUCACUCACGCGCACGCUGCAACGUGUACCUGACCCCGCCGGCAUCGCAGGGUUUCAGCCCGCACUACGAUGACAUCGAUGCCUUCGUGCUGCAGAUCGAGGGGUGCAAGCGCUGGCGCUGCUACCAGGGGGUCAAAGGGGAGCAGGAGGAUGGCGAGGACGAGGACGAGAACGCAGGGGAAGGGGACAGGGAUGGUGAGAGGGGGGACGAGGAGGCAGGGGGGGAGGAGGGGUUGCUGCCGCGCUUUUCGAGUCGGGAUUUCCAGCAGCAGGAGCUGAUACAGCCGCCCAUUCUGGAUGUGGUGCUGCGCCCGGGCGACCUCCUGUACAUGCCGCGGGGCAUCAUACACCAGGCAGAGGCAGUGGACCACCAGCACUCGCUGCACCUCACCAUCUCCGCCUCACAGCGCAACACAAUGGCAGACUUUCUGCACCUCGCACUGCCGCGUGCCAUAGAGGUAGCAGCAGAGGAGCACGUGCUGCUGCGGCACAGCCUGCCACGCCACCUCUUUGACUUCAUGGGCGUCAUGCACGCCCCGCCACUCCCUGACACUCCCAGCAACAGCAACGGCAACGGCGACAGCGACGGGGACGACUCGCCAACGCACCUGAGCAAGCAUGCUGCUGGAGGGGAUCCGCGGCGUGCUGCGUUCCUGCAGCGCGUGCAGCAGGCAGUGCACCUCGUGGCUGCAUGCGGCCCCUGGGACUCCGCCGCUGACCAGAUGGCCUCCGCUUUCCUCCGCUCUCGCCUCCCCCCCUUCCGUGCGUCCGCUCUCUCCGCCUCUGCGCCCACUGCCUCUCAGCAAGCCCAGGGGGGACGUGGGACGGGUGCUGGGGCAGUGGGCAAGGGGCAAGGGGGAAAGGUGCAGAAGAAGUCGCGUGUGAGGGUGAGCGUGGAGGGGGGGUGUCGGUUGGUGGUGGAGGAUGGAGUAGCGGUGGUAUACCACAUGAUGGACAACAGGAGAGAGGUGCACAAUAAGGGGGAGGAUUCCGGCGUGGAGCAAGGGGAAGGGGAAGAGGAGGAAGUGAAGGAUGAUGGUGAAGAGACGAGGAUGUCAGGAGCGGUGGAGGAGGGUGCUACUGCGAUAGACCGAGCGCGAGUCAAUUCAGGGGAAUCGGCCAUGUGCUUAGAAGACAAAGAGGACGACGAGGAAGAGGAGGAAGAGGAGGAGGAAGGGGCAAGCGGCGAGGGGCGGUUGGAGUUUGAGCUGCAGUGGGCGGAGCUACUGGAGGAGGUGGUGCAGCUGGAUCAAGGCACUGCGCUGGGGCCACUGCUCAAACGCCUCUCUGCUGACUGGGAGGGGCCUGCCGCUGCUGCCACGGCUGGCAUGCUUAGUGUUGUGCAGGUGCUUGUGGACCAUGGGGUGCUUGAAAUAGUGGGCUAG